GCGGCUGCAUCGUGAAUAACUGACAAAUGCCUGCUUGUUGAAAUUGAAUUGCUAUUGAAAAUGAAACAAAAUAUUUACGAAAACAUAAUGAAGAGUAUCAGACAGUUUAAGGGGAUGUCUAAAGAUUGUGAUAAAAUGUUGAGAGAGACUUUCCCUGACAUUUCUCCGGAUACUUUGAGCAGUAUUUUGGCUCUUGAAGUAAGACGGCGAAUGAAGUUUAGUCACGCUAAACUGUGCAGUCAAGGCAAAGAAUAUUAUGAAAGAUACACCAAGGCCAUAAGUCACGGGGAGCCGAUCGGAGUCUUAGUUCGAAUGUCAGAAGAGACUGGAUUGUCCCCAGCACUGCUUGCUAGAAUUAUAUUGGAAAAUCAUUGCGAACAAAACAAGCUAACCACUUCAAGAUCCGAAAUCACCAAACUCUUGCGAGACACAACGCUCAUCGAAGACAAGGACCUAGCUUAUGAAAUUUACUUGAAUCUCUCUUCAUAUUUUCAGUGCAUCAUCUACGACGAUCAGUAUGGUCCGAUUUCAGAUGCAGUCAAGCAUUCCGUAGGACAAGAGUACGAAGUGAAGUUACAGAACUAUGUAUCAGAGCGUAACAUCGCCUUCCUCGACGAGGAUCACCUGCGCUUACGAGGGUACGAUAAGACACCUGAUAUCAAGCUAGAAGUGCCAGUUGCGGUGAACGGCUUUGUGAUAAACUGGAUAGAGUCUAAGGCUCUCUUUGGAAACGAGGAUGUCCACAAAAAGUACAUAAAAGAACAAUUUUUAAGUUAUUGGAAUAGAUUUGGACCUGGGCUGGUAAUCUAUUGGUUCGGUUUUUUGGACGCUCUCAAUCAGCCGAACGAAAAAAAGUUUAUUAUUAUGGAUCAUUUCCCCGAAAACAUCACGUACAUGGACCCCAAGUCAGUCAAAUCUCCGUCUCUGUAAUUAUCAGCAAUUUUUUCCCUUCAACUUCCAUCUACUUACUCUCGUAACGAAAAUUUGUAUAAAACACAAUUCUGAUCCCCGACUAUCCGUUUAAAAUCAUCGUAUUUAGUCAUAGAAACGAUUAAAUGGCCAGAUUAGCAGCCAUUAAAUAUACAUGUACACCGUAUUCCGUGACAAAGUACAAUUACACGUGUUUAAUCUAAUAAAAUCUACAUGCACUGUCUCUAAUUACGACUGCGGCAAAUAUGAACCUUGAAACCAUG
Diprion similis is the source of this 1193-nucleotide messenger RNA. RefSeq names its product CDAN1-interacting nuclease 1. The transcript is spliced from 6 exons. NCBI's taxonomy places the organism in Eukaryota, Metazoa, Arthropoda, Insecta, Hymenoptera, Diprionidae. The coding region runs from base 61 to 930 and encodes 289 amino acids. The record is from RefSeq and is a predicted model, not a curated record.